Molecule: messenger RNA, 1515 nt
Organism: Hirsutella rhossiliensis
Lineage: Eukaryota; Fungi; Ascomycota; Sordariomycetes; Hypocreales; Ophiocordycipitaceae
Exons: 2
Coding region: 1-1515 (504 amino acids)
Source: RefSeq, a predicted model, not a curated record
AUGGGCUUCAAAGACACCAUCUCCCUCCCCCUCGAGGCUGGGCCCUCGGUCCUCGACGUCCACCUCGUCCCGCCUCACCUCCUCGCCGCCCUCGAGUACGUCGCCGCCCGCCUCGCCCGCAAGUCGCUGGCCCUCGACCUCGUCCUCGUCCGCAGAGACUACCAGCUGCCCUCCAUCCUGCCGCCCUUUGCCUCCGCCUCGCCCCGCCAAGAGCCCGCACCAACAGCAGCAUCCUCUGUCCUGGCCUCCUCCUCCUCCUCCUCCUCCGCCUUCUCCAUCUCCUCCUCCUCCCCCCAGCAGCCCAGGUUCGCCCCCGUCACCGCCCUCAAGCAGCUCGUCCGCACCGCCUCUCGCCGCGCCUCCGACCCGAUCCGCCCGACCAGGACCCGUCAGGGCAGCCAGGCCUCCGUCGCCUCCUUGCCCUUCAACCUCGACUCCAUCCGCCGCACCCCGUCCUCCGCCGCGCCCUCGUCGCCUUCGUCCAUCUUUUCCGCCGAUCUCCCGAGCCCUGCCGCGCCCGAGCCCCCCUUUGGCGUCUGCCUCGUCCACGACCCGGCUCUCUCUACGCGCGCCCACAGGACCCUGUGCGGCAUCCUCGCCAGGGCCGAGCAAAGGUUUGGCACCGGUGGCCCCUGGUUCUCGCAACCCGUCAGCCCUGCCGCCUGCGGACUGCCCGUCCAACUCUUCAGCAGCUCCCUCGUCCAGAACGAGGUCCUCUUCGCCUCACAAGGCCUGUCCCUUGUCUCCCUCGACCGCUUCUUCAGCCUCAAGUGCGCCUUGUCGAGCUACUCCAUGACCCGCUCGCCCGUCCGCCUGGAGGACGCCACCGACGAGCUCCACCGCUUCGUCCUCGCCAACAACGGCACCAGGGUCAGCAAGUCGGCCCUCCUCCGCUCUUACGACUGGCUCUCUCUCUCCGAUGACACCGUCGACCAUCUCGACCGCAUGUAUCGCCGCGCCUAUGGCGGCCCGGAGCAGGUCGGCGCCAUCGCCGGCAUGCCAGAUCCGGCCACUCCCCCCCACCCCGAGCCCGCGCCCGAGCCCGAGACGUCGCCUUCUCCGUGCCAAGAUGAUCUGCUCGAGGCCGAGUUUGCCUUUCCGCACCCCGACGACAUUGGCAUCGCCAUCACCACCCCCGAAACCUCUCUGUCCCCUUCCCCGAGAGUCCCCACCCUCAAGCUGCAAAUAGACUUUGGCCCAACGCCGCCCCCGACUGACAGUCCGCGGUGGCCAUGGCAAGAUGACGACGACGACGACGACGACGAUGGCGACCGCACAGCGCUGCCCGAGAAUUUCCUGACCAUAGGCUUCGACCCCUGGGCCGAGCCGUCCAUCGACCACGUCCUGAGCACAAAGCCCGUGGUCCUCAGCCCGGAUCCGUUCGCUAAAGGGCCCGGGCCAUUGACCCCCAAGACCUAUGGCGACAUAUCACCCGUUACCCGCGGCGAGUGGGGGUUCUUGAUGGUGGAUAGCGUGCUCCGAAGCGGACGUACCGUCACAGUGGAAACCUGUUGA